GCGGGGCGCCGCAGGGUGGCGCCUGGGCCGCGGAGGGAGAGACGCGCUCGCGCGCCUGCGCACACACAGGCCCGUUCCUCGCCGUGUGAGCCUCUGCUGCAAGCCGGUCGGUGUGUGUCGGUCGCGGAGCAGCAGCAGCAGCGCCGUCUGCGCGUGCGCGAGGAAGGGAGCCGCCCGCCCGAGGUGAAAAAAGGAGGGAGCCGCUGAGGAGGCGCCGCCGCCGCCGCCGCUUCCCGCCUCCCCCGGCCGGCCGCGAGAGGAGGACCCCCGCCAGGAGCCCGCCACGACGGAGGAGGAGGCAGCAGCAGCAGGAGCCGCGGCCAUGAGCGACCGGGAGCAGCUGCUGCAGCGAGCCCGCCUGGCCGAGCAGGCGGAGAGAUACGACGACAUGGCCGCCGCCAUGAAAGCGGUGACUGAGCUGAAUGAGCCCCUUUCAAAUGAAGACAGAAACCUGCUCUCCGUAGCAUACAAGAACGUAGUUGGUGCUAGGCGUUCUUCUUGGCGUGUCAUCAGCAGCAUAGAGCAGAAAACCAUGGCUGAUGGGAAUGAGAAGAAGCUGGAAAAGGUGAAAGCGUACAGGGAGAAGAUUGAGAAGGAGUUGGAGACGGUGUGCAACGAUGUUUUGGCCCUCUUAGAUAAGUUCUUGAUCAAGAACUGCAGUGACAUUCAGUAUGAGAGCAAGGUCUUUUACCUGAAAAUGAAAGGCGAUUACUACCGCUAUUUGGCAGAAGUCGCUACAGGCGAGAAGAAGAACAGUGUCGUGGAAGCAUCGGAGGCUGCUUACAAAGAAGCCUUUGAGAUCAGCAAAGAGCACAUGCAGCCCACGCACCCCAUCCGGCUGGGCUUGGCGCUCAACUUCUCCGUCUUCUACUAUGAAAUCCAGAACGCCCCCGAGCAGGCCUGCCUUCUCGCCAAACAAGCCUUCGACGACGCCAUAGCAGAGCUAGACACGCUCAACGAGGAUUCCUACAAGGACUCCACCCUCAUCAUGCAGCUCCUGCGAGACAACCUCACUCUCUGGACAAGCGACCAGCAGGAUGAGGAAGCAGGCGAGGGUAACAACUAAAGAGCUUUCCACGUCACAGCUUUCCAUCCGCCGCCACCUCAUCACCAUCACCAAUACUUCUUUGCCACGACCACACUAUGUAUCUAGUGCUAUAAGCAUAUCUGUAUUGUUGGCACAGCUGUGAGUUCUGCCAGAGGCUGCGUCAAGACAGGUCUCCAUGGGCGUUGCUGGACUGAAUGGUGUGUCAGCCCUGUUAACCAUAGUGGCAUAUUAAUUGUGCAGAAAGAAACUUAAAAUGAGGCAUUUUAGUUUCAUUUGAUUCAUAAAAUAUGGGUUAAUAAAAUAACGGGAAGUGAUUGAGGAGUUGAUCAGAAAUCUAGUCCUUUACUUUUCCACUUGGAAAGGAGUGGAUAUUGUGUGUGUGCUCAGCAGUACGCCUUGUACGUGCAAAAUGUAUGAUGAACGCGCCAAUGCCCUUCGCCCAGUGGAAACUGUGAACUGAUUCUGUCCUAGUUGUCAACUUUAGAAUGUGAGGUUCUGUAACAAUCUGUGUUUGCCUCUUAUGUGCACAGACUUGGCUUCAGGCAAUGCAUCUUGAGGUUUUGAUACUUGUAACCUUUUUUGCAGUUGUUUUGAAGAAUCAUGAUUUAUUUUUUUUGUAAAUUCUUUGCUGCUCAGUUGCCUGUGUAUUCUGACAGCGCUGUGUCAAUGUUUGCCCAUGUUAUGGUGGAUGAUAAUGAGAUGCCAGUCUCCUAAAUUAAGUGUUUUGGAAUGAAAGAAAAUAAACUGCUGCUUUGGGGAGAUUA
Hemicordylus capensis (graceful crag lizard) is the source of this 1812-nucleotide messenger RNA. RefSeq names its product tyrosine 3-monooxygenase/tryptophan 5-monooxygenase activation protein eta (gene YWHAH). The record is from RefSeq and is a predicted model, not a curated record. The transcript is spliced from 2 exons. NCBI's taxonomy places the organism in Eukaryota, Metazoa, Chordata, Lepidosauria, Squamata, Cordylidae. The coding region runs from base 323 to 1066 and encodes 247 amino acids. Gene Ontology annotation, biological process: signal transduction. Gene Ontology annotation, cellular component: cytoplasm.